AAAUGUUUGGGGAAAGACGGAGAUAGUGAGUCAGAGAGUUUCCUCCUGUUUGAGGAGAGUGGGCUACGGACUGUAUACUGCACGGACGGUCAUAUUACACAUCGACGCCCACGACCGGUGCAGUUACUCUACAGAUUACGGUACCGAGCCGCAGCCCGUGCGGGCGACGGAGUUCAGUCGGCCUUCGUUCAACACUAGGCAGCGUCUCAUGAUUCAUUCAGCCGCACACAGACACCAGAAGACGGACUAGAUCAACGGACACUCUUCCGAGCCACGCAAUCGAGAGGCUGGCAGUCCAAACUCAGAGGAGCAAGUGUCCCACUGAAAGGCAGAACCAGUCGCUGGCCAUGGCGGACGUCGGUGAGGUUUUGAUGUCGGUGUUGUCCACAAUUCGGGUCCCGAAGCCCGGGGACCGUGUCCACAAAGACGAAUGCGCCUUGUCAUUUUCCUCGCCGGACAACGAAGGGGGCCUCUAUGUGUGCAUGAACAGUUUUCUGGGCUUUGGGAGUCAGUAUGUGGACAGGCACCAUGCUCGCACUGGCCAGAGGGCUUACUUGCACAUCACCCGGACUCGCAAGACUAAGAAGGAAGAGGACAUUAACACAGGAUCUGGACACCCGCCUAAGAAAAAGCCCACCAGAUUGGCCAUAGGGAUUGAAGGAGGCUUUGAUGUGGAGCAGGAGCAGUAUGAGGAGGAUAUAAAGGUGGUCAUUUUACCUGACAGACAGGAAGUGACAUCAGAGGACCUCACUACCAUGCCUGACGUUGUGAAAGAGCGGGUGUCCCUGUCAAUGGCGGGUAUCAUGGCAGCUGACUCAGUGUCUCAUACAUUACAAGUUCAACAAUGGGACGGAGAGGUGAGACAGGAGUCGAGGCAUGCUGCUGACCUGAAACAGCUUGAUAACGGAGUCAAGAUCCCUCCUAGUGGCUGGCGGUGUGAUGUUUGUGAUCUCCAAGAGAACAUUUGGAUGAACCUGACAGACGGCAAAGUGCUGUGUGGUCGCAGGUAUUUUGACGGCACCGGGGGCAACAAUCACGCCCUUCUUCACUUCCAGCAGACAGGAUACCCACUUGCUGUCAAACUCGGUACCAUCACCCCAGGUGGAGCAGAUGUGUAUUCCUAUGAUGAGGAUGACAUGGUGCUGGAUUCCAAGUUACCAGAGCACCUGGCUCACUUUGGCAUCAACAUGAUGACCAUGGAGAAGACUGAGCGGACCAUGACGGAGCUGGAGAUUGCUGUGAACCAGCGUGUGGGGGAGUGGGAGGUGAUCCAGGAGUCUGGGACCACCCUACGUCCCCUGUUUGGCCCCGGCCUGACUGGCAUGAAGAACCUGGGCAACAGCUGCUACCUCAACUCCGUCAUGCAAGUGCUCUUCACCGUCCCUGACUUCCAGAGCAAGUACGUGUCCAACAUGGACAAGAUCAUUGAUGAUGCUCCAAGUGACCCCACCCAGGACUUCAAAACCCAAGUAGCCAAGCUCGGCUACGGUCUGUUGUCAGGAGAGUAUUGCAAACCAGCACCAGACCCUGGAGAUGAAAACGAUGCAUCUGAACCCAGGGGAGACCAAAUUGGUAUCGCGCCACAAAUGUUCAAAGCACUUGUUGGGCGGGGCCACCCAGAGUUCUCCACCAAUCGUCAACAGGAUGCUCAGGAGUUUCUAUUGCACUUCAUAAACAUGGUGGAGAGAAACUGCCGCUCUGGGGCCAACCCAUCUGAAGCCUUCAGGUUCCUGGUGGAGGAGAGGAUUGUGUGUCAGGAAUCACAGAAAGCCAAGUACACACAGCGUGUAGAUUACAUGGUCCAGCUGCCUGUGCCCAUGGACCAGGCUACCAACACAGAAGAUCUUCAGGAGGCAGAGCGCCGGCGUGAGGAGGGGGACUCCGCAGCCCCUACAGUGCGUGCACAGAUCCCCUUCACAGCUUGCAUGGCAGCCCUCAGUGAACCGGAGAUCCUCACAGACUUCUGGAGCUCAGCUGUGCAGGCCAAGACUACUGCUACCAAAACAACCCGCUUUGCCUCUUUCCCUGACCACCUGGUUAUCCAAAUUAAGAAGUUUACCUUUGGCCUUGACUGGGUACCCAAGAAACUGGACGUGAGUAUCGACGUUCCCGAUACUCUGGACCUGAGCGGGCUUCGUGCCACUGGCCAGCAGCCGGGGGAGGAGCUUCUGCCAGAGGUGGCUCCGCCCUCACUCGUGACCCCUGAUGUGGAGGUUAAAGGUAUCCUGGGUUACCACGGCAACGAGGAGGACGACUCGCUCUACUCCCCACUGCUGUCUCCGGUCCUUGAUGACUCCACUGUGUCUCAGUUAUGUGAAAUGGGAUUCCCACUGGAAGCCUGCAAGAAAGCUGUGUACUACACUGGGAACACUGGCAUUGAUGCUGCCAUGAAUUGGAUCAUGGGCCAUAUGGACGACCCAGACUUCUCGGCCCCCCUGGUGUUGCCAGGCUGCAGCUCUGGCCCCGGGACCACUCCCACAGAGAGCGUCUCCGAGGAGCACCUAGCAACCAUCGUCUCCAUGGGCUUCAGCCGAGACCAGGCAACCAAAGCUCUCCGAGCCACGAGUAAUGUUCUGGACCGUGCAGUGGACUGGAUCUUCUCGCACCUGGAUGACCUCGAGUCCAUGGACGUGUCUGAAGGAGGCCGCUCGGCAGCAGAGAGCGAGGGCAGGGAUCCUCCUCCUGGGCCUCGAGUCAGAGACGGACCAGGAAAGUACGAGCUCUUUGCAUUUGUCAGCCACAUGGGGACGAGCACGAUGUGCGGCCACUACGUCUGUCACAUCAAGAAGAAUCAGCAGUGGGUGAUCUUCAACGAUCAGAAGGUGUGUGCUUCUGAGAAACCUCCCAAAGACCUGGGAUACCUCUACUUCUAUCGAAGAGUGGCCGAAUGAGACAAAGGAGUCUUGUGCUUUGGGGUGAAGCAGGAGAAAUGUGGACACUAACACACCCCCACACACACACACACACACACACACACACACACACACACACACACACACACACACACACACACACACACACACACACACACACACAAACAACAGAGUGUCGCACCCCACCAAGCUCAAACGCCCUGGCACGCUUCAAAAUAGCAAACAUGUAAAUAAAUCUCUCAGAUUGCAUAUUUACACAGUGAAAUAAAUUGGUGCAGAUGUACAGGUGAGGUAUUUUGGGUGGGGGGGGUCCUUAAUCUACUGAAAACAAACCAUGGGCCUCUUCAAAGAGCAGAUUCAAUUAUUUAACAACUUUGCCGAGUAAAACUAAGAACCACCUAAGAUCUGUUAAAGGGGCAGUAAGCUAUUCUAGAGCAAUACAGGGUUUUUUUUAAACGGCGAAUAUAUCCUCACAGUCCGCUAGCUGUCGAUUCUGUGUGCAGGAAAAAAGAUCUGGGUUUUCUGCUCAGUCCUGGCUCUGUAAAAUCGAAAACAAAAAUGGUGCGGACCGCACCUCACAACACUGUGUGCAGUUUGUAAACAUCACUCGCCGACACCUUGAGAUGUGCUAGCGUGCGGCGCUACGACUCGGGGCUUUUGGCCUCGUGGUUAGUGCAUUGGUCUUAAAUCAUCAACAACAACGAGAGAAAAAGGCUUUUUCCAAAUUCGCUUACUGCCCCUUUAAAAGACUCGUUUGCAGGUCUUACUAGGCAAACAUAUCCAGAUAAUUCAGAAAAGCUGCUUCAUGGAACAAGUCCAUUCACUCUCUACUCAUAACUUUGCUUAACUUUCACAUUAUUCCACCUCCUGACUGUUGAUUUCUGCUGCCGUCAGUAGUCACUGCCGUCUACUGCCACUCCCCAUCAAAUGAUUGCUUCCAGCGAGCCUCUUCUUUCAUUGGCCUGUUACAGCUUGGUCUCCUCGUCUAAGCAGGGCACCACUUCCUCGUCUGCCUGUUACAGUGAGGAAGUAAAAACAGUCAACAACAAUAAUGAGAGGAAAUGUCAGAAACUCAAUUCAGCUCAAAUGUGUGUUACAAAAAUAAAUACAAAUAAAAUAAGUCAAAACACCAAAUCAACUUUUUUUUUGUUAAAGGUUUGGUGAGGGUGACAUCCGGGUGAUUUUUGUUCUGUUUUAAUUUUUCAAACACAUCCUUUGUUAUUAUUUCUGCUGUGACAAAUAAAGAAUUGUCUUUCUGUCA
Messenger RNA from Scophthalmus maximus (turbot), 4134 nucleotides. RefSeq names its product ubiquitin specific peptidase 5 (isopeptidase T) (gene usp5). The transcript is spliced from 21 exons. NCBI's taxonomy places the organism in Eukaryota, Metazoa, Chordata, Actinopteri, Pleuronectiformes, Scophthalmidae. Gene Ontology annotation, molecular function: cysteine-type deubiquitinase activity; protein binding; zinc ion binding. The record is from RefSeq and is a predicted model, not a curated record. The coding region runs from base 348 to 2891 and encodes 847 amino acids. Gene Ontology annotation, biological process: protein deubiquitination.